UGGAACGUUGUGUGACCUGUGUGAGCUCAAGAUCCAAAUACCAUCUCCGCACCACCAACCACCACCAACCUACACAUACGUAUAUAAUUCCGUUUCGCCCGACAACAACGAGGAAAGGCUUCUACCAUCCGGCUCGAGACUCUGCCGAUAGCUUGUACUGUGCGUCAUCCAUCGCCCUAACCGAAGCUCUGAUUCCUUCACCGACGGCAGCCACGACGGCUAUUGCGCGUCACCAACAGACGACAACAUGAGUGUUAUCAUGGCGACUGCUGGUUACGACCAUACGAUCAGAUUUUGGGAGGCUCUGUCGGGGAUCUGCUCACGAACAAUCCAGCACACCGACUCGCAAGUAAACCGACUCUGCAUAUCCCCGGACAAACGGUUCCUCGCAGCGGCGGGCCACACUACCGUCCGGUUAUACGAUAUCAAGUCUUCCAACCCCAAUCCUAUCCUCCAGUUCGAAGGCCACACCAACAACGUUACGGGAGUCGGCUUCCACUGCGAAGGUAAAUGGAUGGUCACAUCUUCGGAAGACGGAACGGUCAAGAUUUGGGAUACGAGGUCCGGUGUCGUCCAGCGUGACUAUCCUCAUGGAUCGCCGGUCAACGACGUCGUCAUACAUCCGAACCAGGGAGAGUUGAUAUCGUGUGACCAGGCGGGGAAUGUGAGGAUCUGGGAUUUGGGUGAAAAUAAGUGCACGCACCAGUUGAUACCAGAAGACGACGUUCCGGUGCGGAGUGUUACCGUGGCGACAGAUGGCAGUAUGCUUGUAGCUGGAAACAACCUAGGCAACUGCUACGUGUGGCGGAUGAUCCAGAACCGCGACGUUACACAACUCAUGCCGGUCACCAAGUUUCAAGCGCACACCAAGUACAUCACUCGGGUCCUCCUUUCACCCGAUGUGCGACACCUCGCGACGUGUUCGGCGGACCACACCGCCAAGAUCUGGUCCGUGGACGAGAAGAAGUUCACACUCGAGACCACACUACACGGGCACCAGCGAUGGGUGUGGGACUGCGCAUUCAGCGCGGACAGCGCCUACCUCGUAACUGCUUGCUCGGACCACUUUGCCAGGCUUUGGGAACUGAGCAACCAACAGAUCAUCCGGCAGUACAACGGACACCAUCGCGGAGCCGUUUGUGUGGCGCUUAAUGACUACAGCGAGCGAUGAUCGGCCCGGUAAUCCCAUCUCGAGUAUACUAAAUCCACUCUUAGAAUCGUGUAACGAGAGGUUGGGACUUGUGUGAUGGCCGGUACGUACGACGGGGCAUUUUGUUUAAUCUGUGCCUUGACGGGGGGUGGAAUCAAAUGGCCAAUACUGCUUUAUAAUGAUUGAAUGUACUUUUUGACGCAGAGAUACCGAUUUCCGAUAGCAAUUACAAAGGUCAAUAGCAAUGCCCAAAUUUGCAUGGUUCAUUUCGGGUCACUCGGUACAGGGAAUUGAGUGUACAACGUCAGAGCUGUUUACUAAGUAUCAUAUGCGAGAAAGGCCGAAUGGGACAAUCAAUUGAUGUUCUCUCUCUCUCUCCCACUCUCUCUCUUCCACUCUCUCUCUCUCUCUCUAUCCCACUCUCUCUCUUCCGCUCUCUCUCUCUCUCUCUCUCUCUCUCUCU
Tricharina praecox is the source of this 1613-nucleotide messenger RNA. Its product is annotated as WD40-repeat-containing domain protein. The record is from RefSeq and is a predicted model, not a curated record. Lineage: Eukaryota; Fungi; Ascomycota; Pezizomycetes; Pezizales; Pyronemataceae. Gene Ontology annotation, biological process: regulation of actin cytoskeleton organization; TOR signaling. The coding region runs from base 248 to 1171 and encodes 307 amino acids. Gene Ontology annotation, molecular function: protein binding. The transcript has 5 exons. Gene Ontology annotation, cellular component: TORC1 complex; TORC2 complex.